AUGGACGCCUGGCGCAAGAAGUACUUCCCUGAGCAUCUCAACAAGCUGCCCGCCCAUCUCAUGCUCUUUCACAGCCUACCUCAGGUCCAUCUCUCAGGCAAGAUCAUCCCGUCCCUCAACGAUGUUGCCAGCAACCAGGCGCCGUACAGUAUAAGAACUGGAUGGCCGUUCAAGUUGAAAACCACAGGAGUCGCUGUGAAAUGUCACCACCAUCCGCGAAGAACGGACUCGGAUAGGACCGGUAUGCGCUCGGCAACCGGAGAUAUCCAUGAAAAGCUCAAGGCGGACUGGUUCGAUUUCUUGAGUGAUCAGGAUCGGGGCAAUAUCCGACUGCACUGGACUGUCAUAAACAAAGAGCCACGGCAGGAGGUUGUCGAGGAGGCACUCACGGAGCUGAAGAGAUGGGACGCGGCACGAGAGGGCCGAAGCCAUCUUGUUUCAAAGCGCCCGUUUGUACAAGAGAAAACUUUUCCGGACUUGCCGGACGGGAGAGGUACAUAUACUGGGACUGCUUUGGGUUUGACACUUUGGCGAUACGUCCAGGGGAACUGGGUCGAGCCUAAGAAUUUUGAUUUCACCGGUGAGGACAUACUGCCGGAGUCUGUCGACAAGGUCCGGAAAACUCCAUUCAAGAGAGCCUUGGUGCGGAAGCUGCAAUUGUAG
Cyphellophora attinorum is the source of this 663-nucleotide messenger RNA. RefSeq lists its product as uncharacterized. NCBI's taxonomy places the organism in Eukaryota, Fungi, Ascomycota, Eurotiomycetes, Chaetothyriales, Cyphellophoraceae. The transcript has a single exon. The coding region runs from base 1 to 663 and encodes 220 amino acids. The record is from RefSeq and is a predicted model, not a curated record.